GACAAUUAUUGGGAGUCUGAGUGCAGACACUGGAAAAGCUUCACCUGUAAAAAUGUGCACCAGUUAGGUCUUGAAGUGCCAUCAGCUGUAGCAGAAAUUCCAGAUCCCAAGACCAUAGCCAGGCAUCCCCGCUCCCAGGAACUGAAGGCCAUGGAGCUCUCCGACAGUGACCGCCCCGUCAGCUUCGGCUCCACGUCGUCCUCCGCCUCUUCCAGGGACAGCCAUGGCUCCUUCGGCAGCAGAAUGACCUUAGUUUCGAACAGCCACUUGGGCUUGUUUCACCAAGAUAAGGAAGCCGGGGCCAUAAAACUGGAGCUGAUUCCGGCCAGGCCGUUUUCCAGCGGCGAGUUGCAGAGGGACGGCGCCGCCGGGCAACAGAACGCCGACGAGGGCGACGAAGGGCAGCCCCGGGCCCAGCGCAGAAUGGAGGCCAACGGGGCGACCCAGCCGGGUGCGGAGUCGGCCACCAGCCCCAAGCUCCUCUAUGUGGAUAGGGUUGUCCAGGAAAUUCUGGAGACCGAAAGGACUUACGUGCAAGACUUGAAAAGCAUCGUGGAGGAUUACCUUGACUGCAUCAGGGACCAAACAAAACUUCCGCUGGGGACAGAAGAAAGAUCAGCCCUCUUUGGAAACAUACAGGAUAUCUACCACUUCAAUAGUGAACUUCUACAAGAUUUGGAAAACUGUGAAAACGAUCCUGUGGCCAUAGCAGAAUGUUUUGUGUCCAAGAGUGAAGAGUUCCACAUUUACACGCAGUACUGCACUAACUAUCCAAGAUCAGUGGCUGUGCUAACAGAGUGCAUGCGGAACAAGAUGCUGGCCAAAUUCUUCAGGGAACGUCAGGAAACUUUGAAACACUCACUGCCUCUGGGCUCCUAUCUCUUGAAACCAGUUCAGCGGAUUCUCAAGUAUCAUCUCCUUUUGCAUGAAAUAGAAAAUCACCUUGACAAGGACACAGAAGGCUAUGAUGUAGUGCUUGAUGCUAUCGACACGAUGCAGCGAGUGGCCUGGCACAUCAAUGACAUGAAGAGGAAACACGAACACGCGGUCCGGCUCCAGGAGAUACAGAGUCUGCUCACUAACUGGAAAGGGCCAGACCUGACCAGCUAUGGGGAACUGGUGCUCGAAGGGACCUUUCGCAUCCAGCGGGCCAAGAAUGAGCGGACGCUCUUCCUCUUUGACAAGCUGCUUCUGAUCACAAAGAAGAGAGACGACACGUUUACGUACAAAGCUCAUAUCCUGUGUGGCAACCUCAUGCUCGUGGAAGUGAUACCAAAGGAGCCUCUCAGCUUCAGCGUCUUCCACUAUAAGAACCCCAAGCUGCAGCACACGGUUCAGGCCAAAUCCCAGCAAGACAAGCGCCUGUGGGUUCUGCACCUGAAGAGACUGAUCCUGGAGAACCAUGCGGCAAAAAUCCCAGCUAAGGCCAAGCAAGCAAUACUUGAAAUGGAUGCCAUUCACUAUCCCGGUUUCUGUUACAGUCCCGAGGGAGAGACUAAAGCAUUUUGUGGUUCUAGAGAUGGUUCUGCUCCAUAUCGGCCGAGAAGAAAAUCUGAACCUUCCUCAAGAUCACAUAAAGUCUUGAAGACCAGUGAAACAGCACAAGACAUCCAAAAGGUCUCCAGAGAGGAAGGGUCUCCCCCGCGGACCUCAACGGGACCAUCUCCCGCACAGAGGAACAGUCAGCCGAGCACUUCUGCCAUUAUCAGCGUGCUUCGUGGGGGAGGAGCCAUCAGAAACAUCUGGACGGACCACCAGAUCAGACAAGCCUUGUUUCCUAGCCGUCGGUCCCCUCAGGAGAAUGAGGACGGUGAAGAUGACUAUCAGAUGUUCGUGCCCUCUUUCUCCUCCUCGGAUCUGAACUCUGCCAGACUGUGUGAAGACGGCACUUCCAGUCGCCCGUGCAGUUGGCACAUGGGACAGAUUGAAUCCACAGAAGCCACCGGCUCUGGCCACCGGGUCGUCAGGCGGGCCAGUAGCGCUGGCGAGAGCAACACGUGUCCCCCCGAAAUAAGAAUUCGGGACGGUGGUGGCUCUCAGUAUAGCCCCCGAAGGGAACUGCAGAGUGGCCCUAAAACAGAAGGGCAGGAAGGAAUGACUCCCUUUGGGUCUUCCGUAGAGUUGACUAUCGAUGACGUAGACCAUGUCUAUGACAACAUAAGUUACGAGGACCUGAAACUGAUGGUUGCCAAACGGGAAGAAGCCGAACCCACGCCCCCCAAAACAGCCAGGGACUCUGUCCGCCCCAAGAGCACCCCGGAGCUGGCCUUCUCAAAGAGGCAGGCUGACCACGAGAAGACCUCUCUGCACACGAUGAGGGACGGAGCGCCAACUGGUCGCCAGGCGUCGAACCAAAGCACACACGAACUCCAGAUGGUUGAGGAAAACAUCUAUGACACCAUAGGGCUCCCAGAUCCACCCUCACUGGACUUCAAAUGCAGCAGCCUGAAGCGUCCCAAGAGGAGCACCUUCUUAGGUCUGGACGCCGACUUUGCAUGCUGCGACAGUCUGAGGCCCUUCGUUUCCCAGGACAGCCUCCAGUUCAGUGAGGACGAAGCCCCUUACCACCAGGGCCCCUCUGAUAAUGAUUAUUUGAGUUUGCUCUAUAACUCUUUCAGCUGUAACCUGUCCCUAGCCGAUAAAUCGAUAUCUGAUAAACUGUCUGAAGAAGUGGACGAAAUCUGGAAUGACCUGGAAAAUUACAUCAAGAAAAAUGAAGUCAAAGCUAGAGACCGGCUCCUGGCAGCAUUUCCCGUCAGCACAGAGGACAUGCCGGGCAGGCUGUACUCCGAGAGCACCCCCGAGCUGGGCAGAGAGGCGGCACGUUCCGUGUCCACGCUGUCACUCCCGGAGGGCCACGCUUUCCUCACGCCGCUGAAAGACAGCGGCAGACCUAGCCGGGCCAACUGCCCGUUUGAGGAAGACCUGAUUUCUAAAGAAGACUCCUUUAUAAGUCUCAACCGGCUGUCUCUGGCCAGUGAAACACCUCCCAUGGAAAAUCCCUACGACUUGGCCAACAGCGGUCUGUCCCAAACAGACUUGGAAACCCCUGACCCUGGGAUGGAUGCCACAGAUAAGACAAGAAGCAGGGUUUUUAUGAUGGCCAGGCAGUACAGUCAGAAGAUCAAGAAGGCAAAUCAACUCUUAAAAGUGAGAAGCCCAGAGCUAGAGCAGCCACUGGCCGGCCAGCAACAGAAGUCCAUGCACAAAGACCUGGCGGCCAUCUUAGAAGAGAAGAAGCAAGGGGGCCCUGCCAUCGGUGCCAGGAUUGCCGAGUAUUCCCAAUUGUACGACCAGAUUGUAUUCAGAGAGACCCCCUUUAAGACCCAGAAGGACGGCUGGGCCAGCCCUCGAGAACCCUCCAACCCCACGUCUGCAUCGGCUCCCCGGUCCCAACAUGGCAGCGAGGAUUGGCUUUUGCAUUCAACCUACAGUAAUGGAGAGUUAGUGCACUUCUGUCCCCAGCCAGAGCAAGACUUGAAGUCGAAACAUCCCACUUUAGAGAUCAACACAAAAAACAUUCCAAGACAGUUGUCCACAGCUUGCUCUGUGCCUUCUCUUCAAACCUCCGACCAUCUGCUGGGCUCCUUCCAGAGACACAGUGUGAUAGUCAGUCAGCCCAACAAAGAGAACUCUUACCAGGGCCACCUUUACAACUCUUUGGGUCGGAAAGGAAUCAGUGCUAAAUCUCAGCCUUACAAUAGGUCCCAGUCAUCUUCCUCAAUCUUGAUAAACAAGUCCGUGGACUCCAUCAACUACCCUGGAGAAGUGGGAAAGAAACAGCUGCUGUCUUUGCACAAAAGUUCAAGGUGUGAGAGCCACCAGGAUUUGCUGGCAGGUAUGGCUGACUCGUGUCAACAGGGCACCGAAAAACGCUCCGAUCUCACGCUCCAAGACUCACAGAAGGUUCUGGUCGUCAAUAGAAAUUUGCCCUUAAGUGCUCAAAUAGCUACACAGAACUAUUUUUCCAAUUUCAAGGAGACUGAAGGAGACGAAGACGACUAUGUGGAAAUAAAGUCAGAAGAAGAUGAGUCAGAGUUAGAGCUAUCUCACGGUCGUAGGAAGAAAGCUGACCCACAGAUGACGGAUGCUGACUUUACUGAGAAGACCCGUAGCAACAACACGUCUUACCCUGUGAACAGUCCGUGCUCUCCCAAAAAGCCAAUGGGCGAGCCACUUGGGAUUUCACCAUACCUGACGUCCUACGACGAUUCGGACAAACUGAAUGACUAUCUUUGGAGGGGGCCAUCUCCCAAUCAGCAAAAUAUCGUCCAGUCGCUGAGGGAAAAAUUUCAAUGUCUCAGUUCCAGCAGCUUUGCCUAAGUUUCUUAGUAGAAGCUGCGCAAACCAAUGUCGUGUGAUGCUCACAGAUUACAGAUACUGAGAGGUGUUUUAUAUGUACCAGAUUAAAAACGAUUUUGUAAUAACCAGAAGUGUAAACCAUACUUUCUUUUCCAGCACAACUUUUGGAAACGGCUGACAAGCCAGCCGGAAUCGUACUGUAUAGGCAGUGUCAGCACCUAACAGUGUCUUCCCUGAUGCUGUGUCGUGUCUCCUGUAAGUCAAUCUUACUUGAAAAUUUUUAGGCUUUUUUUUUUUUUAACCUGAUGGCCAUGAUACUUUCUCCCAUAUCCUGACAAUAGUGUCCAGACUUUAAGAAAUGCCAUAAUCCUCUCCUAUUAUCCAGAAGCCACAAAUAGUUUUAUUCUAGGACCCAAAGGCAGCAAGGAGGCUUUUCCGCAUGUUUGCGAAAGAAGGGAAACGAAAGCUGUUUAAAGGAUUACGUGAAUCACAUCGGGCAUUUGGGUUUCAUUUGCGACGAGACCCUAGCAAAACUUAAGCUAGAGAUCUCUCAUUGGAGGAUGAAUCUCCAGUGCCCGUUUCACUCUGUAUCAGUGAUUUCUCUAUCAGGGUCAUGCUAGUGUGGAAAUUGGGUACCUAUUGUGCACCAGAAGGUAGCAAGACCAAUUGUGUAUAAGCAAAAAUCCUUACCUCUAUUCCUGGACGAGGUCUGGAGAAUGUGCUCGCUCUUAUGUUUAUUUUUGAUGGCUGGAGUAAAAGGAAUGCUUUCCUCAAGUGCUUAAAGAAAACUACAAGCAAGAAAAUAGAAAAGAUGCUUAUCUCCUCAUAUUACAGUUAAAGAGGGGGCGGAAAUAGAACCCUGCAUGCUAUUUCUUUGUGCGUAUCUCUACUCAACACAAAGCAAGCCAGGAGCUAAAAUACAACAACACACGUUAGCGUCACCCUUUGCACAGCAGUUUUUCCUUUGUACUUUCCUGAGUUUCGUAUUCAACCAAAUGACCUCAUCCCAGCCUUGAGGAUUUCGUUGACCGCGAUGAAAUGUGUUUUUUGAACUAAGCAUAACGCGAGGGCCUCUUUUCGUUGUUUGAGAGCAAAGAAUCUUUGGCUGCUAAGCUGUGACUAAAAACCUCUUUUCAUUGUCAUUAUGGUCUUCGAGUAGCCGCUCACUGUGAUAUCGCGGACCAACAUACCACUUCAUGGAAGGAAACUGCAAAAACCAGACCUUGAGAGUAAAAAACAAAACCGAAGAAGCACAAGAGAGAUGCGAAGGCAGAUCUAUGGGUCCUUUAUAACAAUGUUGUAUUUUAUUGAAGAUUCCGGUCAAUGCAAGAAGAGUGUGCUCUUAAACUGUGGCCUUUUAAGGCUCCCUUUAAGCGGUUUUACGUUCUGUGAUCCCUUCCCCACCUGCUCGGUUUUUUAUUUUGAAAACUAUAUGUGUAGGAAAGGGGGUCUGGGCCUUUCAUCCGAAGGUAAGCAACGAUACUGAUUUCCAUCGGUGACAUCUCACCAUAAUUCUUUUCCUCUUCUUGAGUCCUGUGCCUCGUUUUCUUAACCACGAAACAUCAGACGUGACCAUCCUUAUUUUACAAGCAGGUACCUAAAGACCUUCAUUUUUCCUUUGAAAUAACAGAAAAGAACCCAAGUUUCUUCCUUCUCUAUAUUCUUUCUUCUUAGAGCUUGUCAAACAAAGUCCCUGCUGGAUAGCAUGGUUCUAGAGACAUUCCUUCUUUCACUGCCUUUCUUUAUACUUGAUAGGAGUUUUCAGGACUAAGCAGUGUCAGAAAAGACAAGCCCUGCAAGGAAGCAUGUUCUCAGACUUGCCAGAGGGGCUUGUUAGUGCGCUUGCAACACAAAGUUAUUCUUCUUGUCCUAGAAUGUAGUUUCCUAUUUUUGCUGUUUAGUGUGUAUGGCCCCCAAGUCUAUAUUGUCCAUAUUACUGCGGUGUCUUACUCUCAGAAAUUAUGAACCCUUCACACCAGUGUUCUCAUUGCAUGGCUUCGAUGUCACCUGGCUGCACCAAGGUGGAUGUCGUGCUGUAUAAAAUGUCUGUGUCAUUGUCUUUAGGUUCUAGGAUAAACCUUUACCUUUUAGAUGUCUUCUGUCAGCCAGGAUGCAGAUUUUGAGAGCUGUGUGUAUAUAUAAUCAUGUUCAUAUCUUCCCUCAAAGUUACCAAUUAAAUGCUUCCGUUUAAAAUCGUUUCUUUUGGAGGUGGGGUAGGAUUGUACAUAAUUGGGGGGAAAGUUAUAUGUACUUAAAAUUAUGUCAAGUUCUUACUGGGUCUCUGUACUGAACGUUCAGGUUUGUUUUUUUUUUUUUAAGUUCACUUUUUACCUAGUCUUUGUGCAAAAAAAAAAAAUGCAUCUAGGAAAACAUAGUUUAAAUAUUGUAUAUAAGAUAAAGUUAGUAAUGCUCAUUAUUUAAUAAAGUUUGUAAAGUACAAGGUAAA
Messenger RNA from Lynx canadensis (Canada lynx), 6748 nucleotides. It is a transcript of the gene PLEKHG1, whose product is annotated as pleckstrin homology and RhoGEF domain containing G1. Bases 151 to 4323 code for a protein of 1390 amino acids. The record is from RefSeq and is a predicted model, not a curated record. Gene Ontology annotation, molecular function: guanyl-nucleotide exchange factor activity. Lineage: Eukaryota; Metazoa; Chordata; Mammalia; Carnivora; Felidae. The transcript is spliced from 16 exons.